AUGGGGUCACAAAAAAGUGUACCUUCAAGGAACCAUUCUCUGAGCUCUUAUGAAAUCAUGUUGGGAGUUCUCUUUGGCACAUUAGUGGUGCUCUGUGUUGGAUUAAUUGCAGUAUGCUGGCUGGCAAUCAUGGAAUCAGAAAGAGAUGCAGCAUUUGGACAAAGUCAUGAAGCCAAAGGGACAUUUAAAAUAACAUCUGGAGCUACGUAUAGUCCUAAUUUGCAAGACACACUGUCAGUGGAUUUCAAAGUUCUCGCCUUUGACCUUCAGCAAUUGAUAGAUGACAUCUUUCAAUCAAGCAAUUUAAAGAAUGAAUAUAAAAACUCAAGAGUUUUACAUUUUGAAAAUGGCAGCAUUAUAGUCAUAUUUGACCUUUUCUUUGCCCAGUGGGUGUCAGAUAAAAAUGUAAAAGAAGAACUGAUUCAAGGCAUUGAAGCAAAUAAAUCCAGCCAACUGGCCACUUUCCAUAUUGAUUUGAACAGCAUUGAUAUCUCAGCAUCUUUAGAGACUUCUUCUACAGUGAGCCCUGCAAAAACUUCAGGAAAUGUCUCAAUAGAGUGCCUGCCUGGUUUAAGGCCUUGUGCUGAUGCUUUAGAGUGUAUAGCAAUUGAUUUAUUUUGUGAUGGAGAGUUAAACUGUCCAGAUGGUUCUGAUGAAGACAACACAAUUUGUGCCACAGCUUGUGAUGGAAGAUUUUUGUUGACUGGAUCAUCUGGGUCUUUCCAGGCUGCCCAAUAUCCAGAGCCUUCCAACCCGACUGUUUGCCAGUGGAUCAUAAGUGUAAACCAAGGACUUUCCAUUGAACUGAACUUCAGUUUUCUUAAUGUGUAUAAUCCAGAUUUAUUAAGUAUUUAUGAAGGUGUAGGAUCAAGCAAAAUUUUGAGAGCUUCCAUUUUGGAAAAUAAUCCUGGCACAAUUAGGAUUUUUUCCAACCAAGUUACUGUCACCUUUCUUAUAGAAUCUGAUGAAAAUGAUUAUGUUGGCUUUAUUGCAACAUAUGCUACAUUUAACAGCAGUGAGCUUAAUAAUUAUGAGAAAAUUAACUGUAAUUUUGAGGAUGGCUUUUGUUUCUGGAUCCAGGACCUAAAUGAUGAUAAUGAAUGGGAAAGGGUACAGGGAACUACCUUUCCUCCUUUUACAGGACCAAAUUUUGACCACACUUUUGGCAAUAUUUCAGGAUUUUACAUUUCUACUCCAACUGGACCAGGAGGGAGACAAGAAAGAGUGGGACUUUUAAGCCUUCCUUUGGACCCCACAUUGGAACCAGUCUGCCUUAGUUUCUGGUAUUAUAUGUAUGGUGAAAAUGUCUAUAAAUUAAACAUUAAUGUCAGCAGUGACCAAAACAUGGAGAAAACAAUUUUCCACAAGGAAGGAAAUUAUGGAGAAAAUUGGAAUUAUGGACAAGUAACAUUAAAUGAAACAGUUGAAUUUAAGGUUGCUUUUAAUGCCUUUAAAAAACAGUACCUAAGUGAUAUAGCAUUGGAUGACAUUAGCCUAACACAUGGGAUUUGCAAUGAGAGUCUUUAUCCAGAACCAACUUUGAUCCCAACUCCUACACCAGAACUUCCUACGGAUUGCGGAGGACCUUUUGAACUGUGGGAGCCAAAUACAACAUUCAGUUCUACGAACUUUCCAAACAGCUACCCUAAUCAGGCUUUCUGUGUUUGGAUUUUAAAUGCACAAAAGGGAAAAAACAUACAACUUCAUUUUCAAGAAUUUGACUUAGAAAAUAUUGAAGAUGUAGUUGAAAUCAGAGAUGGAGGAGAAGAUGAUUCCUUGUUUUUAGCUGUGUACACAGGGCCUGGUCCAGUAGAGGAUGUGUUCUCUACCACCAAUAGAAUGACUGUGCUUUUAAUCACUGACAGCAGUGUGGCUAAAGGAGGAUUUAAAGCAAACUUCACUACUGGCUAUAACUUGGGUAUUCCAGAGCCCUGCAAGGAAGACAAUUUUCAGUGCGAAAACGGAGAGUGUGUUCCAUUGGUGAAUCUCUGUGAUGGUUACCCACACUGUGAGGAUGGCUCAGAUGAAGCACAUUGUGUGCGUCUUUACAAUGGCACAAUGAACAACAAUGGUUUGGUGCAGUUCAGAAUCCAGAGCAUAUGGCAUACAGCUUGCGCUGAGAACUGGACCACCCAGAUUUCAGAUGAUGUUUGUCAGCUGAUGGGACUAGCGAGUGGAAACUCAUCAACGCCAAUCGCCUCAACCGAAGGUGGACCAUUUGUUAAAUUGAGCACAGCACCUAAUGGCAGUUUAAUAAUAACACCCAGUCAAGAGUGUCUAGAGGAUUCCCUGAUUCUGUUGCAAUGUAACCAUAAAUCUUGUGGGAAAAAACUGGUGGCUCGGGAAGUCACCCCAAAGAUUGUUGGAGGAAGUGAUGCCAAAGAAGGGGCCUGGCCUUGGCUUGUCGCUCUGUAUUAUAAUGGCAGACUGCUCUGUGGCGCAUCUCUUGUCGGCAGUGACUGGCUGGUGUCUGCCGCACACUGCGUGUAUGGGAGAAAUUUAGAGCCAUCCAAGUGGACAGCAAUCCUAGGUCUGCAUACGACAUUGAAUCUGACUUCUCCUCAAGUAGUCACUCUGUCGAUAGAUCAAAUUGUCAUAAGCCCACUUUACAAUAAACGAAGAAGGGAGAAUGAUAUUGCAAUGAUGCAUCUUGAAUUUAAAGUGAAUUACACAGACUAUAUACAACCUAUUUGUUUACCAGAAGAAAAUCAAGUUUUUCCUCCAGGAAAGAAGUGUUCUAUUGCUGGCUGGGGGAGAGUUAUAUAUCAAGGUCCUACUGCAAAUGUCUUGCAAGAAGCUGAAGUUCCUCUUCUAUCAAAUGAGAAAUGCCAACAACAGAUGCCAGAAUAUAACAUUACUGAAAAUAUGAUAUGUGCAGGCUAUGAAGAAGGAGGAAUAGAUACUUGUCAGGGGGAUUCAGGAGGACCAUUAAUGUGCCAAGAAGACAACAGAUGGUUCCUUGCUGGUGUGACAUCAUUUGGAUACCAAUGUGCACGGCCUAAUCGGCCAGGGGUGUAUGUCCGGGUCACAGGGCUCACAGAAUGGAUACAAGGUUUUCUAUAUUAGAGCAUUUCUUAAACCAAACAUGAAAGUCAAGUAGUUUUCCCAUUCUACUCUAAGGAUCAUAAAAAUUGAGAAUUUUGUUUAAAAAAAUUAAAAAGUUACCAAAAACCUUUAUUCCUAAGCCACCAAAAAGUUAGAGGGAAAUAAAACAAACAAAAAUAAAAUUAAUCUUUGCAAUACAAAGUAACUUUAAAAAAAAUGCAUUUUGAUUUCAUUAUGAAUAGCUAUUCCUUCACAGAUAUAAUUUCCUUUGUCCUUAAUCAUCAUUUUUAUCAUUUUCUGUUCAUUUAAAGGGAUGUUAUUUUAAAGCACACACCAUACACUUAAUAAAGGCUGAGCAAAAUUAGAAAAAGAUGUGAAAUAAAUUGUUUUGUCCAAAGUAUUUAUUAUCUAAAAUAAACUACUAUAAAUUGUCUAGUUCCAGUUUAGCUUAUUAUUAUCAGAAUCUCAAUAGUUUUCUUGAUUUUAAUCCAAACACAUAUUAUUUCAAAUUAAGCAUAACCUUAAAAUUUUUGCCACUCAUAAAAAAUAUUUAUUGUAAGCUCAUGUCACAGACCUGGACUAAAUUUGUUUGACAUUACUCUCAAAUAAACUAAUUAAAUAAGAAAUAGGCAUAAGUCUAUAUAUCAUUCUAGCAUCAAACUAAACGCAAAUUAACUGAUAUGGUCAUUUUAUAUCAAAUAAGUUUUUACCUAGAUUAUGCAUAUUUUCCAUUUAUUUCAAGCUAGUAUUUUUUAAGUCUCCAAAACAUCAGACAUAUCAAAGCAAUGCAACUAUUACAGAUGUUUUUCUUGAUUGAUGUGUGUAACAGUGGAUAGUUCUAACAUGUGAAAAACUUAUUUAGACACAGCUGAAUUGCCAUUUGAAAGCCAAAAAUGUGUAAUAAAUGAAUUUGCUUCACUU
Messenger RNA from Lemur catta (Ring-tailed lemur), 3966 nucleotides. RefSeq names its product transmembrane serine protease 15 (gene TMPRSS15). Gene Ontology annotation, cellular component: membrane. Gene Ontology annotation, molecular function: serine-type endopeptidase activity; protein binding. Gene Ontology annotation, biological process: proteolysis. Bases 1 to 3066 code for a protein of 1021 amino acids. The record is from RefSeq and is a predicted model, not a curated record. Lineage: Eukaryota; Metazoa; Chordata; Mammalia; Primates; Lemuridae. The transcript has 25 exons.